Messenger RNA from Oreochromis niloticus (Nile tilapia), 3583 nucleotides. It is a transcript of the gene mipb, whose product is annotated as major intrinsic protein of lens fiber b. Gene Ontology annotation, cellular component: plasma membrane. Gene Ontology annotation, molecular function: water channel activity. The transcript is spliced from 4 exons. The record is from RefSeq and is a predicted model, not a curated record. Gene Ontology annotation, biological process: transmembrane transport; water transport. The coding region runs from base 436 to 1227 and encodes 263 amino acids. Lineage: Eukaryota; Metazoa; Chordata; Actinopteri; Cichliformes; Cichlidae.
GAGGCUAAAAGGUCCACUGGACGCUAUCUAUCCCCGUCUCUUUUUAGAAACACCCCUUUAGCAUUGAUGCCCACCUCUUCUUGACAUCCCAUUCCACCUGAGAUCUCCUCCCACACUCCCACAUUAUCUCACACCUAUGUCUUUGGACAGGUGGACAGAGGUGGCAAGCGAAUGCAGCUGAGUUGACUUUACCAACCCAGUCUGGUAAAAGAUCUGUUGAGUGGAUUCGUCUGUUGACGUUCUGAAAUCCUGUUUUGUCUUUAAACUGACUUUCCGGCUGUGUUUGGUCAGCUUAGUGAGCUGACUACAAAAGGGAGACUCUUUUUUUAAAACAUUUUUGAUAUCUAAAGAGCAUUGAAAAGGUACACAUUUGACCUUUUCUACAUUUAUUUUUGAAGAAUCCUCUUCAUCUGGUGGAGAGCCUCAACCGUCACCAUGUGGGAGUUCCGGUCUAUGAAUUUUUGGCGGGCAGUUUUUGCCGAGUUCUUCGGGACCAUGUUUUUUGUGUUCUUUGGCAUGGGCGCUGCCCUGCGCUGGACCACUGGGCCUCAUCAUGUCCUUCACGUGGCCCUGUGCUUUGGGCUGGCAGCCGCUACCCUCAUCCAGUCCAUCGGCCACAUCAGCGGCGGCCACAUCAACCCUGCCGUCACCUUUGCCUACCUUGUCGGCUCACAGAUGUCUCUUUUCCGCGCCAUUUUCUACAUUGCUGCCCAGUGCCUGGGUGCUGUAGCCGGGGCUGCUGUGCUGUAUGGGGUCACACCAGGCAACAUGAGAGGCAACAUGGCAAUGAACACGCUGCAGCCUGGCAUCAGUCUGGGGAUGGCCACCACUGUGGAGGUCUUCCUCACCAUGCAACUUGUCAUCUGCAUCUUCGCCGUGACUGAUGAGAGGAGAAACGGACGUCUCGGAUCUGCUGCCCUCUCCAUCGGCUUCUCUGUUACCAUCGGACAUCUCAUGGGGAUGUACUACACGGGUGCUGGAAUGAACCCUGCCAGGUCCUUUGCCCCUGCUGUGAUCUUCAGAAACUUUAUCAACCACUGGGUGUACUGGGUCGGGCCUAUGAUAGGAGGUGCCAUGGGGGCCCUCCUGUAUGAUUUCAUGCUGUUCCCACGCAUGAGGGGUCUGUCCGAGCGUCUGGCCACACUGAAGGGCAGUCGACCUCCCGAGAACGAGACCCAGCAGGACACCCGCGGGGAGCCCAUCGAGCUCAAGACACAAGCCCUAUAAACCUGCCCCUUCUCCCCUUCUCUGACUGGGGCCGAGGGAUGAGGGACAAGGCCCUGAGCUACAUCAACCCCACCUCCACUGCCCCCACCCAGUGCCUUCACAUACAAACACACAGACACAAAACUAACCCAGACAACUCACGUGUAGACUAACACCUAACAACAUUUUCCAGUGCCACUCUAAAAACAUGCAGGUCAAUCACCUUUAACCUCAGCACACAACAACACUCCUCUACACCCAGUCAUCUCUCUGUAUUCUGAACUGGACUUUGUGUUUUCAUAAAUGGUGACCAGAGAUUGAACCAGUAGCCGCCCCGUCUCUCCCUGCCCGCCUGCUUCCUCCUCCCAGGCAGGCUUUUGAUCUGCAAUGCAGAAGCGUGUGGAAACCCUGAAAUCCAGCAGAGAGAUUUGAGGAGGGGAGGAGACUGGGGGGUAGGACGGAGGUGAGGCAGGGAUGUGGGAAUGAUAUGUGAGAGGGAUAAGAGAGCAUGGGGCAGGUGGGGGUGGAGUAGAGGGGUGGAUAGAGAGGGCAGCACUUCUGGGUUUGUGGUCGUUUCAAGUUGGGUUAGACCAGUGAAGAUGGGCAUGCUUUUCAUUAUUCACAAGAAUAAUUUUUUUCUCCAUUUUAGUUUAUUUUUUGUUUUGUUUUCCGCACUUCACACACAAGACGUGGAUGUAUGAUACCAUUAGAUUUAACCAGGGUUUCAUUAUUUUCAAUCACUACAAUUUAUCUGUGGGUUUGUGUUUGUGUGUGCGCGCAAGUGUGUGCGUGAGAGUGAGUGUGUGCCUUUGUGUGCGCCUGCGCCUGUACGUUUGGGUGUAUUUGCAAGUGAGUGCGUUUAUGUGUGUACGUGUGCGACCGAGAUCGCACAUACAGUACUUUUUAUUUCGUUUUACCGCUCUCAUGUUUCGUAACCACUGAUUGUGCUCAUUUUUUGUCCCCAAUUUUUAAGACAUUACCAUUUCUCCUCCCCCUUCACUGUGCUAUUUGGUAUGAUAUUCAUUUUUACAUAAACCAUCUGCUUUUUUGUUCUGAACCAGCGCAAUCCAAAGCAAAUGUUGUAUCCCAGACUUCAAGAGUAGGUCUGCUGAUCGGCUGUGCGAGUUUUACAUUGAGUCUCCUUUUAUUAUUUGAUCCUUAACUGGGAGCACAAAGCGUUUCAAUAAGAAUUUCAAUGAAAAUAAACAUAAAAACUUGAUACGAGGGUCGGCUCAUCUUUGCUUUUGUCGCCUUUAAAUGUUAUGAAUGCAAUUUAAAUGAAUGCAAGAAGUGAGUUGUAAUAAAUAACCUUGGCCAGAAGAGGGCAUAAAGAGCACAUGGGAUAAUCUCACAUCUAAAAUUAGAAUCAGCCGAAUGACUUCUGGCCAAAAUCUUAAACGACAAACAUUCAGAGUGGGGUCUCUCUUUGUGGGUGUGGCUUGAGUGAUAUAUUGCUUUAGAUUAAGGGAGUGUCUUUUGGGUAAGACAGGAUCCACCCCACAUCAGGACUAUUGCUUGAAUUUGAUAAGAAACAUGGUUAAAGCUUUUAUUGUAUAUUACAGCUGAUAAACUACAGUAUUUACAGACUCAACCUUUUUCAGAGAUUUGACACUUUAUUAAGCCGCAUCUCUACAGUGAGCAAUCUUUUCUUUAAGAAGAACUGCUGCACACACAACAUACUAAAUCCUGCUGCUGGGAGUGAUAAAAGGAAAUCCCCAGAUUUAACAUUUAAUCUAAAUAAAUCCAUCCAUCCUCUAGAGUUGUCCUAGCUGUCAUGGAGUGAGAGGUGGGGUACACCAUGGAGCUAUGUUAGCUUACUGUUUAUAGAUGGACAAUUAUGUAUGGAUAUUUUCUUAAGAAUGUCAAGUCAGUGUCUUCAAAAAAGGACAUUGAUAUGUCACUGAUAUGUCUCUUUGAGAAUAUGAUGCAAAAUGUCCUUUUGCAAUGGCAAAGAUUGCCACCAAAAAUUCCUUGAUCCUGGAUUUACCUCCAGAUCAACUUCAAGUCAAGACCCACCUCUUGUAAAAUGUAAUUCUCUUACUGUAAUUCUUACAUUGCUUUUUAAAAAGGUUAUUUUCAGAGCAAACAUACCUCCUUGACCACCUUAGUGGCAUUAAUCAUUACCAAUGCAGCAAAGCAUACAAGUCAAAGUUUAGUGAAGUAAAAGUCAGAAAUUCCUGUUUACUUUCUCGACGGAAGUCACAUUACAUUCAUUUUAUUCCAUAUUUUCUGCUCUGUGUGCCACAGUUUGAGAAGCACUGGUCUUUUGGAUUAUUAAACAAAACACAUCAGUGCUGUGCAGUAAAUAUAAAGUAAAUGCUUAGUUUAACACUGAGAACAAAAGAAGGAGAAAAAGGCAGGCUUUCUUGAGGCCAAA